AUGGCGAUGGCGAUGGCGAGCGAGAAACAAAAGGGGAGGGGAAAGGGAAAGGGGGCGCUGCGCGCGGUGCGGCGCUGGGUGUUCGAGCGGCACCGGUUCUGCUGCUGCCUGCCCGUGCGCGUGGGCGUGAUCGUGAUGUCGCUCGCGAACCUGCUCGUCUCGGGCCUGCUGUCCGUCAUCUGCUGGUGGGAGGUCGCCGCGAAUCGGACGCUGGACGCGGGCGAGCGCGGGGCGUUUGUGGGCGCGGGGCUCGUCGAGACGCUGCUUGCGCUGCUCUCUAUCCUCGGCUUCGUCGGCGCGGUGGUGCGCAAGCAGAGCUUCGUGACGGCGUACUGCUACGCGCUGUACGCGCACUUCCUCGUGAACCUCGCCGUCGCGUCGUACUUCCUGUACGUGAUCCUGCACGCGGAGCACGCGGCGGCCACGCGCGCGUGCGAGGACGCGAUCGAGGACGCGGGCGCGCAGGGGCAGUGCUUGGGCCUGCUGCGCUUCGCGGCGGGGAUCUACGGCGGGCUGGCGGGGGGCUUGCUCGCGCUGGAGCUUUACGGCGCGUUCAUGGCGACGCGGUACGUGCACCAGGUGAAGCACGAGAAGCGGAAGAUGAAGGCGCGCGCGGAGGGGCUGCCGCUGCACGUGCGUGGGGCGAGCGACGGCGGGGACGGGGACGGGGUGGGGCUGAUGGGCGGGUACGUGCGGUAUACGGACGAGAACGGCGAGUCGUGGUACGAUCGGGUGGGCGCGCCGCUGAAGGACGAGGUGGGCGAGGAGGACGCGCGCGCGCACCGUGGGGGGCUCGCGGACGGGUAUUAUGGUGAGGGUGGGGGUGGGGGUGAGUGGACGCCGCGGAGGGAAGAUGUUAGUGGGGCGGAGGAGUAUGCGAGCGCGUACAGAGAUCGGGACGGGGUUGUAGCGGAGGAUGCACCCGAGCACGAGCACGCGCGGGCGCAGGACGGCCUAGGUGAUAAUCCGAGCGUUGUGCCGGCGAAGACGAGGUCGAGGUCGAGAGAGGGCGCGAGCAGCGACGAGGAGGAGGGGCCGGCGGAGCCGCUUCUGCCUGCGCCGAGUUCCGAGGCGCACCCGCCUGCGUAUGGCCGCGACGGCAGCGGGCCGCGAUGA
Molecule: messenger RNA, 1116 nt
Organism: Heterobasidion irregulare TC 32-1
Lineage: Eukaryota; Fungi; Basidiomycota; Agaricomycetes; Russulales; Bondarzewiaceae
Exons: 4
Coding region: 1-1116 (371 amino acids)
Source: RefSeq, a predicted model, not a curated record